AUGGAGGGCCUGGACCAUCCUGAGGGUACCUGCGUGUACCCACCAGUAACCGCGGCGCCAAAAGUUCCUCAACCGCUGCUCUACAACUUUGAGCUCUACUCUCACUAUAAGCCACUUGCGCUGCGCCCGUCCGUGUCCACGCCGAGCCACCCCCAGUUUUUCCGAGAAGCUUCCAGCUCUCUCUCUCUGUCCGCCGCCUCGACGCCGUCCAGCCUCUUCGCCGCAGCCUCUCCCUUCCUGCUCAUCGAUACGCAGUCGCCACCGUCGCUGAGCUUCUCGCCCUCGGCCUCGUCCCUCUCCGGAGCGUCAGUCGCCGUGAUGGACCUCGACCCGCCGCCCGGGGCCGACAUGCCGUCCUUUGGCCUCGUCGGGUCGUCGCUCCCGGAGCCUCAACCCGCUGCAGACGGCCCCGGAUCCCUGUCCAUCGACCGCCGUCCCAAGAAGUCGUCCAUGACGUGCGCCGUCUGUCGGUUCCGCAAGGUGCGGUGCAACGGGGCGCGUCCGUGCUGUGGCAAUUGCCAGCGCCUGGGAUUCCCCUGCUCCUACGACGAUGCCGACGUCGACGCCUGGUCUCUUGCGCUGCCGCGGCGGCGUGUCAAGCAGGCCUGCUUGAGCUGCCACAGCCGCAAGGCCCGGUGCUCCGGCCAUCUGCCCUCGUGUGAGCGGUGUCGGGUCCAGGGCAUCGAGUGUGUCUACCGGCCCAGCAAGCGAGCCAAGCCGUUGUCACUCGUCAAGAGCCCCAACAGCCCAGAUCGAGAAUCAGAUCGAGAAGGUGGCCGAGACGGCCGCAGUCAGGGAGAGAAUCGAGAUCAGGAUGAUCUACGCAACGAAAGCCCAGCCUUGACUGACCAGGCCAGCUCUGUGAGUCCUGGGCCGGAUAUCGCCGAACGCCUUUCUAUAGACGAAAGCUUCGACUCCAUCGUGAACCGCGCCUUCGACCUCUUCUUCCGCCAUGUCCACCACAUGCCCAUGUUCACCUUUUUGCAUCGAGCUUCUCUUAUGGAGCAAUAUCAGGCUGGCAAAGUCGAAAGACCACUUCUGCUGGCCAUUGUCGGUAUCACUUCAUGCCUGACCAACAUGGGCCCCGGCAUGCGCGAAUAUGGAAAUCACUGCAUCGAUAAAGCCGAGGCCCUUCUUCUCGCCGACUACAGCCGCCUCUCCAUUGUCAAAAUCCAGGCACUCGUCUUCGUCAUCAAGCAUCGCAUUCUCUGUAACAGGUUCUCCAGCGCCUUUGUCCUCCACAGCUUUGCUUCUCGUUAUGCCACCGCGCUGCGUCUCAACUACGAGGCGCCACACCUUCGUUUCCUGGCGCAGGAAUCUCGUCGGCGCCUCAUGUGGGCCAUGUACUGCAUCGAUACCAGUGUUUGUGGCGGAUACCCCGAUUUUGUUCUCUGGAGGGCCGACCAGAUCCAUGUGAGCUUGCCUUGUAACGAGCGCAACUUCGAAUUCGACCUGCCGCAGCAUACAGAAAAGCUUGUGCCAGAUUCGCACCAGCCACGACCACCACUGGCCGAGGACGUAGGAACCUUGGCUCUCCAUGCGCGCAUCUUAUAUAUUCGCCAGAAGAUUAUCGAAUUCACCAGGGUGGCGCAAUAUGACCGCGGAAUGGAACCUGCUGAGCUGCAAGGCCGUAUUCUUGCCUUGGACAAGGAGCUAAGCGAUUUUGCGGCCAACCUACCGACAUCUUUUCAGUUUUCCGAAAACUCCUUGCGCCUCCGCGCCUACUCCCCGCGAAUCUGCGUCUUCGUCAUGAUCCACGUCUGGUGGCGCCAGUGUUAUUGUGACCUCUACCGCCUCGCCUUGGCCGAUGUGAACGGCGGACUGCCGCAGUCCAUGCUCGAAAUGUUUGACCAAGCAUUCCUCGAUCACUGCCACAGGCAAUGUGUGGAUCAUGCCCUGGCCCUGACUCACAUAUUCUCACUGAUACAAAAGCUUGAUGCCAAGCCGGUGGCGGAUAUUGACCUCGCCAUGUGUGCGUACCAGUGCGCUCGGAUGCUCAUGUACCUCUUCCAGCUUGAUCUCUUCAGCCGCUUUGGCAUCACAGCAGAGACAGUCAUGGAGCAGGCGCAGCUCUGUCUGCAGACCAUCAAGGACUGCUGCGUAGGACCUGCGGUGGACUGCAUCGUGACAGACCUUGAGAGGUUGAUUAGCCAAGGAAGAGCCGGCUCCAUCCAAGGCAACAUCAUGCCGUCGCAGACUAUUCCUCAAGACGCCCGGUUUGCAGAUGGGUCAGAUGUGUUGAAUGCUUCCUCCUCGGCCGGCAUGCAGCCUUUCAGCUCACCUCCCAAUGCGUCCAACAACACCGUCUCGCCCUUUACUCAUCCUGUCAUGACAGCUCCGUGGAUGUCGGAUAGCGGCUUUGCGUCCACCAUCGACCAGCAAACGCUGCCGCCAGAGAUGCAUGCUGCAGAUCCCAACAAGGGCGAGACGCCCGAGCUAUCUGCACCCCGAUCAGACUACGCGCAGUCGGAUUUGAACAACGCCUAUGACGGGGCCUUUGCAGGGCUGGGACUCGAUGACGGAUUUGACUAUGCCAUGGGGGUGGACAUGAAUCUCUGGGCUACCAACGGGGGGAGCUGGAUGUCGCAGGGAUUUGGCAAUAAUAGUACCUGGCUGUGA
Trichoderma gamsii is the source of this 2619-nucleotide messenger RNA. RefSeq lists its product as hypothetical. Gene Ontology annotation, biological process: DNA-templated transcription; regulation of DNA-templated transcription. Gene Ontology annotation, molecular function: DNA-binding transcription factor activity, RNA polymerase II-specific; zinc ion binding; DNA binding. The transcript has 3 exons. The record is from RefSeq and is a predicted model, not a curated record. Bases 1 to 2619 code for a protein of 872 amino acids. Lineage: Eukaryota; Fungi; Ascomycota; Sordariomycetes; Hypocreales; Hypocreaceae. Gene Ontology annotation, cellular component: nucleus.